AUGGCAAAUCAAAUCUUCUUCGGGACGUUUGUCCACACGCCGGCCCUGGACCAGAUCGAGUACCUGCACGACACCAUUGUGGCGGUGGAGGCGACUGGCGUGAUCUUUGCGAUUGAGGAGCUGCCGCCGAUCGGCCGACACAACCCGGUGGCGUGGAUCCGCUCAUCGCUGUUGCCGAACCUCGGCUGGGCCGCCGACACUGCGAUCACGGCGACACGGCCGGGCCAAUUCUUCUUCCCAGGGUUUAUCGGUGCGUCCCCGCCCCCGUUCGUGCCCAUUCGUGCCUUUGAAACGUGCCAUUCUAACAAAGUCAACACAGACACCCAUCUCCACGCUUCGCAAUACCCGAAUGUCGGCAUCUUUGGCAAGUCCACGCUGCUGGACUGGCUCAACAAAUACACAUUCCCGCUCGAGGCGUCCCUGCACGACCUCGCCAAGGCCCGCCGGGUGUACGGCCGCUGCAUCCGCAAGACACUGUCGCACGGCACGACAACAGCGGCAUACUACGCCACCGUCGACGUCGCGGCGACCAACCUGCUGGCCGACCUGUGUCUGCAGGCGGGCCAGCGCGCGCUGGUGGGCCGGGUGUGCAUGGACGAGCACGCCUUCAGCCCCGACUACUACCGCGACGAGACGCCCGAGGAGGCGGAGGCGGCGACGCGCGUGUGCAUGGACCACAUUGCGCGCAUCGACCCCAAGCACACGCUGCUGCGGCCCGUGCUGACGCCGCGGUUUGCGCCGAGCUGCACCGGCGACCUGAUGGGCCGGCUGGGCCGGCUGCACAAGGAGGGCGCCUGGCCCAUCCAGACGCACAUCAGCGAGAACACGAGCGAGGUGGCGCUCGUCAAGGACCUGUUCAAGGGCAUUGUGCCGCCGUCGGCGGGCGAGGCGGACGGCCUGCCGUCGUAUGCGGGCGUGUACGACCACUUUGGGCUGCUGACGCCGCAGACGAUCCUGGCGCACGGCGUGCACCUGACGGAGGCGGAGGCGAGCCUGAUCCGCGAGCGCGGCAGCAAAGUGUCGCACUGCCCGUGCAGCAACAGCGCCAUCACGUCGGGCGCGGCGCGGGUGCGGUGGCUGCUGGAGCGCGGCAUCGAGGUGGGGCUGGGCACGGACAUGAGCGGGGGCUACUCGCCGAGCAUCUUGGAGGCGGCGCGGCUGGCGAGCAUGGUUAGCCGCCACGUGGCGAUGGGCGGCGACGACGCGGCCAAGCUGUCGGUGGAGGAGGUGCUGUUUCUGGGCACGGUGGGCGGCGCACACGUCGUGGGCAUGGGCGACCGCCUGGGCCUGUUCCGGCCGGGCAUGCUGUGGGACGCGCAGCUGGUCGGGCUGGCGCUGGUGGACGCCAGCGGCAACGCGGACGUGACGAGCGGGUUUGCGGACGAGACGACGGGCGCCGAGGCAGACGCGAGCCUCUACGAGGAGGAGGGCAACGUGGACGUGUUCGGGUGGGAGACGUGGGAGGACCGGAUUGCCAAGUGGCUGUUCAACGGCGACGACCGCAACACGAAGAAGGUGUGGGUCAACGGGCGGCUGGUGCACGACCGCAGCGCGCGGGCGGCGCAGGCGCGGGCGACCGCCAACGGGACGGCGGACAGCGCGGUCUCGGCAUAG
Molecule: messenger RNA, 1614 nt
Organism: Sporothrix brasiliensis 5110
Lineage: Eukaryota; Fungi; Ascomycota; Sordariomycetes; Ophiostomatales; Ophiostomataceae
Product: guanine deaminase
Exons: 1
Coding region: 1-1614 (537 amino acids)
Biological process (GO): guanine metabolic process
Cellular component (GO): cytosol
Molecular function (GO): zinc ion binding; guanine deaminase activity
Source: RefSeq, a predicted model, not a curated record